Messenger RNA from Marasmius oreades (fairy-ring Marasmius), 351 nucleotides. RefSeq lists its product as uncharacterized. Lineage: Eukaryota; Fungi; Basidiomycota; Agaricomycetes; Agaricales; Marasmiaceae. The record is from RefSeq and is a predicted model, not a curated record. The coding region runs from base 1 to 351 and encodes 116 amino acids. The transcript is spliced from 4 exons.
AUGGUGGAAGAUUGGUUGCGCUCUAAUAACGGAUCCGUUCCCCGAGAUCCCCAGCUUGGAUUGGCACUGAGCAGAGGCUCUUACCAAUACCAUGGCGCAAUCUUCUUCAUCUUCAAUACCCACGAUGGAACAGCAUUGCCUACCAGCACAACUUACACAGAGCAGAAUUCAAUCGUGUUGGAGCUGGUAGCGAUUCCACACAGUGCACGUGGCUUGUCGAGGUUUUUCCUUUUCCAUGGAUCUGCUAUUGAACUCGAGGAGUAUGUGCUGCAGGCUUUCAAGUUUCUUGACUGCCAAAUUCAGAGAAGUAGGGCCCUCCGUCUUGGACUUCGCUAUCCGCUUCGGUUUUAA